This is a messenger RNA of Lutra lutra (Eurasian river otter), 4698 nucleotides long. It is a transcript of the gene ABAT, whose product is annotated as 4-aminobutyrate aminotransferase. Gene Ontology annotation, biological process: GABA catabolic process. Gene Ontology annotation, cellular component: mitochondrion. The record is from RefSeq and is a predicted model, not a curated record. The transcript has 16 exons. The coding region runs from base 187 to 1689 and encodes 500 amino acids. Gene Ontology annotation, molecular function: pyridoxal phosphate binding. NCBI's taxonomy places the organism in Eukaryota, Metazoa, Chordata, Mammalia, Carnivora, Mustelidae.
GCGCGGCUCGGCGGAGCCAGGAAACCCCGCGAGUCGCUGGGGGAAGUGGGGCAGAGACUGGACGCACCCGGAGCUCAGAGCGCAGGAACCUCAAGUCGGAGCCCGGCAGAUCGGAGUCGCAGACCCGAGCCCGGGCCUGGAGGGUGGAAGCGUGUGAAGGGGCCUCUGUUCCUGGAGGAUAGGAUCAUGGCCUUCAUGUUGCUCAGCCGGCGGCUGGCCUGCGCCUUCCAGCACAACUACCACCUGCUCCCGCCCAGCUCCAGACACAUCAGUCAGGCCGCGGCCAAAGUUGACGUCGAAUUUGAUUAUGAUGGGCCCCUGAUGAAGACUGAAGUCCCCGGGCCUCGCUCUCGGGAGUUAAUGAAGCAGCUGAAUAUAAUUCAGAAUGCAGAGGCUGUGCACUUUUUCUGCAAUUAUGAGGAGAGCCGAGGCAAUUACCUGGUCGAUGUGGAUGGCAACCGGAUGCUGGACCUGUACUCCCAGAUUUCCUCUGUCCCCAUAGGCUACAGCCACCCUGCUCUCCUGAAGCUGAUCCAACAACCUCAAAACGCGAGCACAUUCAUCAACAGACCUGCCCUUGGAAUCCUUCCUCCGGAGAACUUCGUGGAGAAGCUGCGGGAGUCCUUGCUCUCGGUGGCUCCCAAAGGGAUGUCCCAGCUUAUCACCAUGUCCUGCGGCUCCUGCUCCAACGAAAAUGCCUUUAAGACAAUCUUCAUGUGGUACCGGAACAAGGAGAGGGGUCAGACGGGUUUCUCCAAAGAGGAGCUGGAGACGUGCAUGAUUAACCAGGCCCCCGGCUGCCCCGAGUACAGCAUCCUCUCGUUCAUGGGCGCGUUCCACGGGAGGACCAUGGGAUGCUUAGCGACCACGCACUCCAAAGCUAUUCACAAGAUCGACAUCCCUUCCUUCGACUGGCCCAUUGCACCGUUCCCACGGCUGAAAUACCCUUUGGAAGAUUUUGUGAAAGAGAACCAGCAGGAAGAAGCCCGCUGUCUCGAAGAGGUAGAGGAUCUGAUUGUGAAAUACCGGAAAAAGAAGAAGACGGUGGCGGGGAUCAUCGUGGAGCCCAUCCAGUCAGAGGGGGGAGACAACCAUGCGUCUGACGACUUCUUCCGGAAGCUGAGAGACAUCUCCAGGAAGCACGGCUGUGCCUUCUUGGUGGACGAGGUCCAGACGGGAGGGGGCUGCACAGGCAAGUUCUGGGCCCACGAGCACUGGGGCUUGGCCGACCCUGCAGACGUGAUGACCUUCAGCAAGAAGAUGAUGACUGGGGGCUUCUUCCACAAGGAGGAGUUCAGGCCCAAUGCUCCAUACCGGAUCUUCAACACCUGGCUGGGGGACCCGUCCAAGAACCUGCUGCUGGCCGAGGUCAUCAACAUCAUCAAGCGGGAGGACCUGCUGAACAACGCAGCACAUGCUGGGAAGGCCCUGCUCACGGGGCUGCUGGACCUCCAGGCCCGGUACCCCCAGUUCAUCAGUAGAGUGAGAGGAAGAGGCACCUUUUGCUCCUUUGACACUCCCGAUGAAACCAUACGGAAUAAACUCAUUUUAAUGGCCAGAAACAAAGGCGUGGUGUUGGGAGGCUGCGGGGACAAAUCCAUCCGAUUCCGCCCCACUCUGGUCUUCAGGGAUCACCACGCGCACCUGUUCCUCAAUAUUUUCAGCGACAUCUUAGCAGACUUCAAGUAAAGAAGCCAUUUCCACUACGCUCUGAGAAAGCCCCGAUCUCAACUGUUGUCAAAUUGAUUAGUUUGCCUAAUUCAUGUUUUCACUUAAAGUAUCAGAGGCGAAUGCGUAAACGGAAGGGUUCUUUGUGGGGAGGGGAUGUUUGUGGUGGCUUCGGGGGGAGGGGACGGGCGGGAGGGGCUGGUUUUGAUUUUCCUCCCUGCAGAGCCAAUGACGCACUUGGGUCUGAGCCCAGAAAGUCUGCAUGAGCCCUGGACAUCGUCUUCGGCAGGGCCAUGAGGGUCCUGGCCAUAUAUGUGCCCACCUUGACCCCAACAGUUUCUUUGGAAGCCAGGCAAAGGAAUGACAGCUGCUCCCGGGACUGGUGGCGGGGACUUCUGGGUUCCGGUCUCUCUCAAGUGCCGUAUUGUGUGAUCGAGGAUGCGGGUCCCCUCGCCUGAUGCAGACGGGCAUGCUCUCCCCCUCCCGCCCCACCUGGGAUUCUGAGCAGAUCCCAUGCACAGUUCAGCAAAGGACAGGACAGAUGACACAAAGGCAGGGCAGUUGGAACAUUAGGCUGGAGCUUGCAGUGCAGGAAGGGGUCGCUCCACUCAGUGUAUCUGGGCAUCCUCUAAACUGUGAAUUCCGUCCUUGAAGGGGCUUGGCCUUGGAGACUCUCUGGGUGGCAUCACCGGCACUUCUUACUCACCACCUUCCAUUCCCCCGACGCUGUCCCCUCUGUUAAAUGUGAUCCCAGGCCUGGGAUCCCAGUAUGUCCCCUGAGCAUCCACGGGGAUGCACAGGAGCCAAAAGGUCAGAAGCACAAGCCAGUGGCCCGGGAGCGGAAGCCCAGGGCUUUGGGCAGCAGAGCCACCUCCCCCUGUCUCCCUGGGCAUCUGGGGUCUGACCCGUGGACCCCUCACCCCAGGGGCUCUUUCUCUACUCCCCUUCGGAGCAGCCCUCACUAGACAGCAGAGCUGUGCGAAGCCCUCCAGCACGGAGAACUGGUUGCUAAGCUAGAUUUCUUCCUGAGGGUAGCACCGUGAAACUCCAGGCACAGAGCGCCAUGCAGAAAAGAUGGCCUGUUGGUUCCAGGUGGUUUCCUUGUACUGGCCACUCCAGGUUAGAGACUUUCCCGACAGAGAGGAGGACGUAGCUUACCAGGCAGAUGAGAGUUAAACGCUGAGUUGGACGGUAGCGGAGGCCAAGCGGCCUCUUCUGGAGACGAGACAGUCUUGGAACCGAUCAGACUUCCGAGGCUCCUACAAAGAGCCUCUGGUUGUCCCGCAGCAGCGGACUGGUGUUGAGUGAGCAGACUCAGAGGCCGCGAGGGAAGCGCUCUGCCUCCCGCUGCCUGCUCGGCUGUCUUGGGAAUUGGACACAGCAAGAUUUUCAGUUUGGCUCUUUGAUCUUCUGAUAACUAAUCAUCCAAGACCUCAAACGGGUGGUGGUGGUGUCUUUUUCUUUUCUGCUUCCACUCUUCCCAGUGGUCCUCGACCUGUGUUUGUCGAGAAGAAAACGCAGUGCGUAUUAAACAGACGCGGUCAGAUCCGUGGCUUUUGGCGCACGCCUCAUCUUGGGGUCUGUGCUAACCAUGGCUUUCCAGGAGGACUUGUGUUGGUGUAGGGCUGUUGGCUUUGCCGGUUGAACGGAGGUGUCUGCCCCUCUCUGUGCAGGGUACCACUCGUUUGUAUGUCCAUCUGUUUAUUCUGUCAUUCCUUCAUGGAACUCUCGCUAAGUCCCUCCCCUGUCCCAGGCCUAGUGCUAAGCACUAGGAAUACAACAUGGUCCCUGCUGUCAAGGGACUCCCAUCUCACUGGGGACAAAAUUCUUCAACCGGAAAUCCAAGCCAAGUGGCAAGUGCUGUGACAGAUGUAUGGGAACAUUGGGAAGUCAGAGGGAGUGGCAGGCAGGCUCAGGAGGUUUUGGGGAGAAAGUAACCUGGAGCACGGGUUGGUAGAAUGAGCCAGAGCUCUCCAAGCAGACAAGGCAAGGAGGAGUGUUGCAGAAAAGGGGACAGCACGUUCAAAGACACACCAGUUCAUGGUCUCAUACCUUCCCAGAUUCCACAGGCAAUAUCCCAAGAGUUAAGGCCUUAUUUAACAAGCCAGAUGCAAACCAAACCCUAAUUCAUUUAUUGGCAUAAGUAGGCUUUCUCUGGAGAACCUCAGCAUUGGGUGCAAACGGCAGUAAGGUCCCCAGAGUCCAAAAAGUUUUCAAGCCACGGCGCAACCAGAAACUCAACUCUGUUCCCUCUCACGGGGCAAUCAUGGAGAAGUGAAAUCGUUCUACCUGGAAAGGCACUUCCAGACUUACUCACUCCUUACCAAGGGAAGUUCCCUCGCGUGAAACUUUUUAAGCCAUUUUUCAACACGAUCUUGUUGGCUCAGGGCAUCACACGAGUUCCUGAGGCGUCCUCUUUUGGGGGUGGGGGUACAGCUGGAAGAAGUUCAAGGAAAAGACUCUCGGCAGGGCUCGAGAUUGUAAGGGCUGAGGUGGGUAAAAACGGGGAGCCCAGCCGACAGGGGCUGACUAGGGCGGGGCCCACCGAGUGCUUCUGUAGCCAACGGUCUGGGAAUGAAUCCAUCUCCCAUCAGUGCCAUAGACCUUAGUUAACUAUCUCUAGCAAGUCUUGUUACUUUUACAGAAAACAAGGUCCUGUAAUAGCAAGUCUUAGCACAUCCUCACUUUUAUUAUAAUAAAUGGGUGUUUUUUUAUAAUUUUUACUGACACUCAGUAACCAUGCAAAGUUGUGCACAUUAAUAUACCUGUGUAUCUAUACCUAUCUCUCUACAUAUACGUAUAUAUAUAUACACAUACAUAGAUCAGCUCAUGGUAGAGAACCCCAGGUGGGAGCACCACCGACUUAAACAUUCGAAGUGAUCUUGUUUACAGUAUUCUGUUGACAGUGCCAAUCAAUGAUAAAGAAAUCAACAUGUCACAAUGUAACUGAUGACCAUAUACACAAUUCCGUGAAUUAAAUCUGUUUCCUGCGUUAAUCAGUAUUCUUAAUUAAAAAAUUUAUAAUGGAAA